CAUAAUGAUGAGGAAAGUCACACUGAUGCCUCAAGUGAUCUGGGACACACAAGUGACUGCUUAGUGUACACCUCACUUUUCUCACCUUCCGAGGACAGUGCAUCUGGGAUAAAUGGGAGAGAGAAAUCGCACUCUGGUGACUGAGUUCAUCUUGUUGGGAUUCACAGACAACUUGAAGCUGCAGGUCACCCUCUUUGUAGUGUUUCUGUUGAUCUACUUGCUGAUCCUAAUGGGGAACCUCACCUUGGUCACUGUAAUCAGGAUUGACUCCCGACUUCACACCCCCAUGUACUUUUUCAUCAGCAACCUGGCCCUCUUAGAUGUCGGCUAUGCCACCAUCAUAAUUCCCAGCACGCUGAUGACCUUUGCAGCAAGGAGAAAGGUCAUUUCAUUCACUGGAUGCACUGUGCAGUUCUUCUUCUUCUCCAUCGCCAUCUCUUGCGAAUGCUGGCUAUUGAGUGUGAUGGCGUACGACCGCUUCACGGCCAUCUGCAGCCCAUUGCUCUACACCGUCGUCAUGUCCAAGAGGUUCUGCGUGCUGUUGGUGCUGGGGUCGUACUUCAUGAGCUGUCUGAAUUCAAUGGUGCAAACUGCAUUUAUAUUCCGUUUGUCCUUCUGUGAGGCCUAUAUCGAUCAUUUCUUCUGCGAUGUGCCCCCUCUUGUGAAGCUGUCCUGCUCUGACACCCGCAUCACAGACAUUGUUCAUUUCACCUGUGCGACGAUGCUGGUAUCAACUACCAUCCUGAUUAUCCUCAUCUCCUAUAUAUACAUCGUGGUCACUAUCCUAAGGAUCAACUCUGCUAAGGACCAACGCAAAGCCUUCUCCACCUGCGCCUCCCACCUGACGGCUGUCACCAUCUUCUACGGAACGGGCUCUUUCAUGUAUUUACGGCCCAGCUCAAAGUCUUCCAUGGAUCAGGACAAAAUCAUCUCUGUGUUUUAUACCCUGGUGAUCCCCAUGCUGAACCCCCUGAUCUACAGUCUGAGGAAUAAAGAGGUCAAAGAGGCCUUUAGGCCGAUAAGAGAGAGGAAGGUUUUUUCUCUGUAA
Molecule: messenger RNA, 1048 nt
Organism: Mauremys mutica (yellowpond turtle)
Lineage: Eukaryota; Metazoa; Chordata; Testudines; Geoemydidae
Product: olfactory receptor 1019-like
Exons: 2
Coding region: 113-1048 (311 amino acids)
Biological process (GO): G protein-coupled receptor signaling pathway; sensory perception of smell
Cellular component (GO): membrane
Molecular function (GO): olfactory receptor activity; G protein-coupled receptor activity; odorant binding
Source: RefSeq, a predicted model, not a curated record